UUCAGUUUGUACUGCUUUUUUAUUUAUUCCUACGUGAGCAGACCCAGUACAGUUCUUGCAUAUAAACAGUGAAAAUUCCAAUAUAAAGGAUUUAUUAUACCUUCUUUUGGAGUAACAUUAGUGCUAGCCAGAACCUUGCCUACUAUGUAAGCCUAAGAAGAUACAUUUUCUGCGGGUAAUCCCAAAGCUUUCAGAAAACACUUGUCUGCUAUUCUGCAAAUGCUGACUAUCUGGUCUGGACCACUCUCCUGGGGCCAAAGUGUUUACAGAUCUCAUCUGAAUGAUACAGUCCUUCAGACAUGCUCAGUCUUGUACUUGCAUGAAUUAGGGCAAGGACCAUACAUCAAUUACUGAAUCCUGUUUGAUGCUAUACAUUUGCUUGGUCACAAGCCACUGGCUUUGUUUGGCUAUUUGAGGAGAUUAGUUUCAGCUGCUAAAGUAGAAAGAUGGGACAAGAAGAAAAACACCACCACCGCAGGAAGAAUUUCUGUUUGAUAUUAAUGGGUAUAUUCCUACAGCAAAGAUAUGCAUCAGGAAAGCAAUUGCCCAAGACUGUUAUUAUGCAUGUUAUUUACAUUCUAUGCAAAUAAGAAAUAUUUAAGUGGUCCACAGUUCAAAACUUGAAUCUCUUGCGGAGGGUUAACUGUUACCUAAGUAGGCAUUAGAAAAAGUGGUUGACUAAUUUAUCUUUGCAAUAGUUAACAGUUAACAUACCUUGACUAGUAUAAUUUAUAUUUUUGUUGUAAGAGAAAUCAAGAUUAGUUUCAGAAUGUAAACCUUAAGAAUUCCAAAUUCUCUGUCCAUUAAUGUUCUCCUUUGAUUGGAUAUUUAAAUUAUUUAGUUUAUCUUGGUGAUUGGUCUAAUUAGUAAUUUUCUCUGUAACAAAAUAUUAUUGGUAAAUGUGAGGAAAAAUUGAAAGACUAUCUCAAACGGAAUAGAUUACCUAGAAAUAUAAAUAAAACCCAACAGAAUGAAAAUAAUUAGUUUCCUAAUCAAUAGUUAAAGUCUUCAUUUGCAUCUGGGGCAUAACCACCAGAUGCUGUUAGAAUGGCCUAAUGAAAUGGGUCGCAGAGAAACUUAUUACUUGCAGGCCUCAAACUGCGAUUCAAUGGCCCAGCAAAACAAGAAAAUGCGCCCUGUUUUACUCAAACGGAAUAGCCUGGAUUCAGUUGAUUUUAUGAGGCAGCCACACCACCGCAGGAGCAAAUCUCAGCAAGUCCGAUUCAAAGAUGAUGGUACAAACAAGAAGCCAAUUGGUGUCACUGAAAUGGACACUAAACCUGCCAAAGACACAACGCUCAUGAUUGGAAAGGCACAAAUAUCUAGGCACCAUAACCUGCCAAACUAUUCUCUCUCUUUCCCAAGGGCUCAGAAGGGGCAUCGGAAUAUUGCUAUUCAAACUUCUCCCAGCCUUAGGAAGCAUUUUCCAGUUUUUAAAAAGAAAAAACUGACAACAAGUAAGUCUUUAAUGGAAAUGCCAACCGAGCCUGAAUGCUCUGUCCAAGUCAACGGCAAUCUUUCUGAACAAGACAUGUCUUUGGACCUCUCUUAUUUAAGAAUAACUAAACAUUUGGAAGAUGGAUCUACAACAGCCAAGACAUCCAAUCCGUUAUUUCAAAGAGAGUGUAAAGCACAAAGCAAUGGGCCUAUCCACUCAGACUCAGAUACUUCCGCAAUACUGGAAAAGGCAACUGUUUAUACACAGGUGCCUGAAUACAUACAUCUGACUUCUCCACAGGACAACAGUGCUUCCGUUUAUGCUUCAGACAUGGCCAUGGAUUUAAAUGAUUCAGUAUGUUCUCCUAUUACUAUGAGGCAAUCCAAUGAAAACUAUACACUGCCAUCCAAAUCAGGAAAAUCUCCCUCCUGCUUAAACAAUACCAGGAACUGCAAUGAAAUUAAUCCACAUUAUGACUCUUGUGAAGCAAAAAGUGUUUUGGAGUUACCUGUAUCCACUAAAGACACUAGCACUAAUGAAAACACUCCAUUAUCACCUCUGUCGAAUCAGAGUUCAUCACACUGCUUUCUUAGAGAGCAUCAACAGCUAACAGAGCCUGAAACAGAUUCUGACUGUAUGGUGCUGACUAAUGAUAAUCAUGGAAUAACGUCAUUGACCAGCAGUAAUGAGUCAAAAUCUAUUCCCUCGUGUCACACUGAAAUGGAUAAAACUUCUACACAGUCAUAUGUUCCAGAGUAUAGCAAUUAUUUAGAAGACUUUCACAUAAAGUCCCAUCUUCCAGGGAAUGAAAUUAAACCAGAAACCAACAAAGAGAUUAGAGACAUUAAUCAAAUUCACUUGGCUCAUGGCGAACUAUGUGCCCUACAAGGCAGGCUGCAGUCCAUAGAGGAAUCUUUGCACUCAAACCAGGAGAAGAUUAAAGUCCUUCUGAAUGUAAUUCAAGACCUGGAAAAAGCCAGAGCCCUCAGUGAAGGGCGCAACUUCUACCACACUGGCCAAGACCUCAACAACUGCAGCACUUGCCAGAACACUGCAUGUAUCAUUUACAGUGUGGAAUAUGACUUCAGACAACAAGAAGGCAGAUUUCAUCAGGUUUUGAAAACACUGGAUCAAGUGGAGCAAACACCUGCCACGGCUCCAGCCCCCAAAUUAUCACCUGACCAUCCAAUUCCUGAGAAACAAGAAUUAAGACGAAAAACAAAAAAGGUGAAAAAGAAAUGCUUCUGGUGGAUGUGAAUGUCUUUUAGCUGACAUACAGUAUUGAAGGACUACAUUUCAGAAGAUAUUAAAACAUAUAUACAGAGACUUUAAUAUGUACAACUGUGAAAUCACAAACAGGAAACUAAAAAAUGUCUAAGAAGGUAUUUGAAAACUCAAAAGCUUAGAAUGGAAUUUGCUCAUUUAACAAGCUCAGUGAAUAAAGACAUGAGUAUUUUGAAAUGGGAUGCAAUCUAUCUCUUUGAUUCAAAAAGACAUCUUCAUAUGCUUUGUGAAGGCAAAAUUUUCAAUUUCAAAUAAUGCUGAAGUUGUGAUUUAAAUUGAUAAAAACAAGGGCAAUCAAAGUAAAGGAAGCCACUCCCAUAUGCAUUCCCACAUUAUGCUUAGUUUCAAACAAUAUGGCCUAAAAGUCAUUCCCUGAUCUUGUCCCCAGUGGUGCAACCAAAAAUUGUGGGGUGGGACACAGAUUUUCAGAAAACUUCCUCUCCAAGGGAGACAAUCCAUUAAAAUUAUAUAUACAAUAUAUAUAUAUAUAUAUAUAGCACAAGUGAUUGAUUUGUUACACUAGUGUAAGAGUUAAAAAUCUAUAGCAUCCAAGACUGGACACAAUUCCUUUUUUUUGGGUUGGUGUUAUUCAGAAACUAACAAUUAUUUUACUGCAGUUGAGGGAGGGGGAGAAUCAUAUUUAUUAACAUCCUUUCCUAAAAAGCAAUCACUUUAUAAAACAUCUCUAUCUCUGUUUGUACCAUUGUGCAACUAAGAUCCUUCACACAAGAUCAAAAUGUCCCAACACAUGCCUCUUUGAUCCAACAGAACAUACUCACAGCAUCCCAGAGGGUGUCAAACCAGUUGUACACUUUGAUGUUCUGAUGUUCAUACAGAUUAGUGUUAAGGGAAAUGUUAAGAAAAGUUAAUGUAGAGCAGAUUUCAAUUUAGCUAUUUUUCAAAAUUUAGAAAAAUAGCCAUGACAACUAGUCAAAGCUAGAUAUAAGAGUUAAACUUUUUCUUUUCAAGAAAAAUAGCUGUUUUCCAUGCAAAAAUGUUUAGAAAAAGGGGAAAAGUUUCAGAAAAGUAAAUUUAAUAGCCAAGCAUUAAAGCCUUGACAGUACUAUAGGUGGCAGAGUAUAGGGCAGUCCCACUCUGAAAAGAGACUUUAAUAUACUAACAUGGCACAUUCUUACUCAUCUGAUUUAUUCCUGGGGGGGGAUGUAUAGUCUUAUUACUUUAGUGACAAAAGUGCUCGUGUUUCUUUUACUCAUUUUACAUUAGUGUGCAAUGCCAAGAAAGAAGACAAGUUAGCUUUUGUUCAUUGUUGUACAUCAGCAAAACCAUUUAAUAAGUUCCAGGUAUUAAGGACAAUCAAUUAUACCUGCACAAAACCACUGAAGGUAAUAAGAUUGCACAGGAGUCAUUAAGGGCAGAACCAUAGCACAAUAGGGCUUGCUUAGAUGUAACUGGUCUUUGUUUAGAGGUGAUGAGGCAUGGAAAGUAAAGAAAUUAGCAUGACUUAGCUGAGUGAGAGUUUUCAGGACUGGGAAUUAGAAAGAAUUAAACACAUUAGAUAUGAAAGUCACUGAGGGACAAUGAAUCCACAAUGCCAUUCACUGGAACCUUUUUCAGAGGAAAACCUCCCUUUAAAUUCUAGUAACAAAACUGUGACCUAGUUAUACCCAUAAGCCCUCUUCAAUAAGGAUUUGUAGAGGUAAGUAGGGUCAAAAUUUAGCCCUUGUUAGAGUACACCACUAUCACACCCAUUUAAAUACACAUUUUAUAUGCUGGCACGCCUAUAGUAUUCUUCCAUACUGACUGUGUAUCAGUGUGUCUAUAUAACAGAGAUAUAGAACGGUCUAUUUAUGUACAAUAUCAUUCCUUCUAGCCAACUAGUUUUGGCUAGAAGGAAUGAUAUUGUACAUAAAUAG
Chrysemys picta bellii (western painted turtle) is the source of this 4596-nucleotide messenger RNA. It is a transcript of the gene INSYN2B, whose product is annotated as inhibitory synaptic factor family member 2B. The record is from RefSeq and is a predicted model, not a curated record. NCBI's taxonomy places the organism in Eukaryota, Metazoa, Chordata, Testudines, Emydidae.